Messenger RNA from Acanthamoeba castellanii str. Neff, 2028 nucleotides. RefSeq names its product GTPbinding protein TypA/BipA, putative. Gene Ontology annotation, molecular function: GTP binding; GTPase activity. Gene Ontology annotation, cellular component: cytosol; ribonucleoprotein complex. NCBI's taxonomy places the organism in Eukaryota, Discosea, Longamoebia, Acanthamoebidae. Bases 1 to 2028 code for a protein of 675 amino acids. The transcript has 12 exons. The record is from RefSeq and is a predicted model, not a curated record.
AUGUCUGGCCGCCCCUUCUACUUCUUCCUCUGCGCAGCCUUCAUCUUCCACCCUCAUCUCAUCUCAGCGCCCUCUGGGACCGCGCCCUGGUCCGCGCUGCGCCAGGUGGGCCACGGCUGGCCCUCGCUCGCGAGCCACCACCGCUCGGGCGUGGUCGGCGGACGCGCCCUGGCGCGCCGUUGGCUGUCGACCGAGGCCGAGGGCGCCGAGGACCUGGGCGAAGGCGUGCGCAACGAGAAGCUCCGGAACAUCGCCAUCAUCGCCCACGUCGACCACGGCAAGACGUCCCUCGUCGACAAGCUCCUCUCCCAGAGCGGCACCACGUCCCUUCGCGGCGGCGAACGCGACUCGAACGCGUUGGAGCAGGAGCGUGGUAUCACGAUCAUGGCCAAGCAGACGUCCAUCAAGUACAAGGACUACACCAUCAACAUCGUCGACACUCCCGGCCACGGCGAUUUCGGAGGCGAGGUGGAGCGAGUGCUGGGCAUGGUGGACGGCGUGGUGAUGCUGGUCGACGGCACGGAGGGUCCCAUGGCCCAGACCAAGUUCGUGCUCUCCAAGGCCCUCGGCUACGGCCUCAAGCCCAUCGUCGUCCUCAACAAGAUGGACCGCGACACCAUCCGACCGGACGAGCUCUUCGACCUGUUCGUCUCGCUGGACGCGUCGGAUGAGCAGCUGGACUACGUCACCCUCUACGCCUCUGCGCGCGAGGGAUGGGCCGUCAAGAACCGCACCGCCCCCAGGACCGACAUGACCGAGCUCUUCGAGACCAUCAUCGAGAAGGUGCCGCCGCCGCUCACGUAUCCGGAUGCGCCCUUCUCCAUGCUGGUGACCACCAUGGAAUACGACAUGCACCUGGGCCGAAUUCUGGUCGGGCGGGUGCGUUCGGGAAGCGUGACGACGGGCGACCAGCUGCACGGGCUGUCGCGCGAGGCCAAGGAGCUGGAGAAGUCCAAGGUGCUCAAGGUGCUCGGCCGCCGCGGCCUCGAGCGCUCCCCCAUCGAGCGGGGCGAGUGCGGCGACAUCAUCGGCAUCGCCGGCUUCGGCGCCUGCUCCGUGACGGACACGAUCUGUGCGCCAUCGGUAGUCCAUGCGCUCCCCGCCAACCCCAUCGAUCCGCCCGUGCUGUCGGUCGUUCUCAGCGUGAACGACUCGCCGCUGGCCGGACGCGAGGGCACCAAGUUGACAUCGACGCUUCUUCGUCAGCGUCUCUACAGAGAGCUUGAGAGCAACGUCACUCUCCAGAUCGGUGACACUGGCCGAGAGGGUGCGCUCGAGGUGAAGGGCAGGGGCGAGUUGCAGCUGGCGGUGCUGAUUGAGAACAUGCGGCGUGAGGGCUUCGAGAUCAGCGUGUCCCCGCCCAAGGUCCUCUUCAAGCAGGAGGAGGGCGAGCUCCUCGAGCCCCAGGAGGAGGUCACCGUCGACGUGCCCACCGAGUUCAGCGGCGUCGUCCUCGAGCGAUUCGGCCUGCGCAAGGGCGAGCUGGUGGAGAUGAAGACGGACGGCGACAAGGCGCGGCUCAUCUUCAUGUGUCCGUCGCGUUCGCUGAUCGGCUUCCGGCAGGAGCUCAACCAGCUGUGCCGCGGCACCGUGGUGCUGCACCACCUGUUCCACUCGUUCAUCCCGCACAAGGGCGUCAUCGAGAACGUGCGCAAGGGCGUGCUCCUCUCCAACACGAACGGCACCACGACCACCUACGCGCUCGAGAGCUUGGAGCAGCGCGGCACCAUGUUCGUCGGACCCGGCACCACGGUCUACAUGGGCAUGAUCAUCGGCGAGAACUCGAAGAAGGGCGACAUGGACGUCAACCCGGUCAAGGCCAAGGCCCUCACCAACAUGCGCACCCUGCUCAAGGACGAGAACGUUCGCCUCACGCCGCCGCGCAUUCUCACCCUGGAGGAGGCCAUCACCUACAUCGCCGACGACGAGCUGGUCGAGGUGACGCCCUCGGCCCUCCGCAUGCGAAAGGAGAUUCUGGACACGAGCACCCGCGAGACCAUGGCCCGCCGCGCCAAGAAGUCCGGCUAA